AUGAGCAGCAACGUGCGGGCCGCGGCGUCCGCCCUGAUGCGGGGCAAGACGGUGAUCAUCACCGGGGCCAACUGCGGCAUCGGCAAGGCCACGGCGGCCGAGCUUCUGCGGAGACAGGCCCGCGUGAUCCUGGCCUGCAGAGACCGAGGGAGGGCGGAGGAGGCGGCCCGGGAGCUCCGGCUGGAGACCGGCGACCACGGGGAGAUCGUAGUGAAGGAGCUGGACCUGAGCUCGCUCCGCUCCGUUCGCCGCUUCUGCCAGGAGGUGCUGAAGGAAGAACCUCAUCUUGAUGUCCUCAUCAACAAUGCUGGAAUCUUUCAGUGCCCUUACAUGAAAACUGAGGAUGGCUUUGAAAUGCAAUUUGGGGUCAACCACCUAGGUCACUUUCUCCUCACUCAUUUGCUCCUUGGCCUUCUGAAAAGCUCUGCCCCAAGUAGGAUUGUGGUUGUCUCCUCCAAGCUUUAUAAAUAUGGUGAAAUCAACUUUGAUGAUUUGAACAGCGAGAAGAGCUAUAGCCGAAGCUUUGGCUACAGUCGCAGCAAGCUGGCCAACAUCUUGUUCACUAGAGAGCUGGCGAGGCGUUUGGAGGGCACUGGAGUCACUGUCAAUUCUCUCCACCCUGGAAUAGUCCGGACCAAUCUAGGAAGACACAUCAAUAUCCCCACUUUGAUAAAACCCGUAUUUCAUGCUGUCUCCUGGGCUUUCUUUAAAACUCCAGAGGAAGGAGCGCAAACAUCUGUCUAUUUGGCUGCCUCACCAGAUAUAGAGGGGAUAUCUGGGAAAUAUUUUGGUAAUUGCAAAGAGGAAGAACUCCUGCCAAAAGCUACGGAUGAUCUAGUGGCUAGAAAACUGUGGGGAUAUCAGUGAAGUUAUGGUUGGACUUAUCAAAUAA
Staurois parvus is the source of this 892-nucleotide messenger RNA. The record is from the annotation of a GenBank genome assembly. NCBI's taxonomy places the organism in Eukaryota, Metazoa, Chordata, Amphibia, Anura, Ranidae.